AUGAGUUACACAGCAUUCCAGCAACAGGUUCUACAACGUCACAAUGAGCUUCGAGCCAAACACUCCGCUGCGCCGUUGGUUUUGGAUCCCGCAAUAUGCCAAUACGCCCAAGAAUGGGCCAACACGCUAGCAAGCAGGAAUGUCAUGCAGCAUCGGACCAACGGAAAGUACGGAGAAAAUCUAUUUGCUCAGUUUGGGAACACAAAUGUCACCGCCUCGCAAGCCGUGGACUCUUGGUACAAUGAAAUUAAAUACUAUCAGUUUGGUGCAUCGCAACCACACAACUUUAGCCAGGUUGGCCACUUUACUGCGCUGGUAUGGAAGAACUCUCGUAGACUUGGCGUAGGAAUUGCCUCUAGAGGGUCGAACGUUUAUGUCGUAUGUAAUUACGACCCAGCGGGUAAUUUUAUGGGGCAAUACCAUCUGAACGUUUCGAGAAACUGA
Messenger RNA from Anopheles coustani, 444 nucleotides. Its product is annotated as Golgi-associated plant pathogenesis-related protein 1-like. The record is from RefSeq and is a predicted model, not a curated record. Gene Ontology annotation, cellular component: extracellular region. Bases 1 to 444 code for a protein of 147 amino acids. Lineage: Eukaryota; Metazoa; Arthropoda; Insecta; Diptera; Culicidae. The transcript is spliced from 3 exons.